Patiria miniata (bat star) is the source of this 1161-nucleotide messenger RNA. RefSeq names its product E3 ubiquitin-protein ligase TRIM71-like. Gene Ontology annotation, cellular component: nucleoplasm; chromatin. Lineage: Eukaryota; Metazoa; Echinodermata; Asteroidea; Valvatida; Asterinidae. Gene Ontology annotation, molecular function: zinc ion binding; ubiquitin-protein transferase activity. The transcript is spliced from 4 exons. Gene Ontology annotation, biological process: positive regulation of DNA-templated transcription. Bases 1 to 1161 code for a protein of 386 amino acids. The record is from RefSeq and is a predicted model, not a curated record.
AUGGAAGCACACAUCAAAUGUCAAAACUGUGAUGAGGAUAAACGGGCCAUUUCGAGAUGCAUGGACUGUAAUAAUUUUCUGUGUCAAGAAUGUCAAAAGGCUCAUGAACGUAUGACUUUCAUGAAAUCUCAUAAAAUCUACACACUGACUCAACUUCGAUCAGGAGAGAUUGUCUACAAGAGUAAACUAAGAGAAGAAGUUCCCAAGUGUUGCAAGCAUCCAGAUCAGAAUCUCAAUGUCUACUGCAACUCAUGUGAGCAAGUCAUAUGCACAACUUGCUCUGUGCUUGAUCAUGCAAAACACUCACUUACUGGAUUACCUGAGGCAGUAGAAAAAUGUAAGAAGAAGGUCACAGAAAUGGUCCAAAAAAGUGAGAGCAGAACAAAAGAAUUGGGCACCACCAUAGAAGAGACAUGCAAAUCUCAAAAAGAGCUGGAAACCAUGUUUGCCAAAACUCAAAAGAAAAUCUCCAAAAAGGCUCAACAGGAGAUUACAAAGCUCCAACAGGAGAUUACAAAGCUCAAACACGAGGUUGCAAAGAUCCAAGAGGAGAUUACAAAGGUCCAAAAGGAAGAAAAGAAACUGUUAAAAGAGACAGGCAUGAUUUAUAAAGACAAACUCAAAGCUUUUGAAGCUGUUCAAGCAACCAACAGGAAAGAGGUGACACAGACAGAGCACAAGCUGGAGGAGGUCAAACAACUCUGCCUUAUCUACACAAUCUAUGGCAACCGAAGCUUAUUGUGUCCAGAGGACCAAAGGUUGGUAUGUGUAGACUACUAUGGUGCCAAUGUAUUCUCAGUAGACAUGACCAGCAACAUGCAGGAGGUUGGGCACCCUACUGGUGUGUGCUGUGACAAUGAUGGCAGCAUCUAUGUUGCUGUGCAUAAAAAGGGGAUAUAUCCAACAGGUGCUAUUCUGCAUUACAGUCCUGAUGGCAAGUACAUUGAAUGUGCGAUCAAGGACUGUGGUCUUCCAAAUGGCAUCACAUUCACAUCGGAUAUGACUGACCCAAUAAGCACCAACCUUAGCCGGUCUGGUGAGCAUCAUGUGUCACAUCUCGGCGUCGCUGACCAUGCGGUCUUGGUCCUUCUAGAGGGGGUGUUGGUGUCGGAACCCCAGGAGCUGGAAUUAUCAUCAUCGCUUUCGGGGACAUGGGCCUGA